AUGAAGGCCUACGUGUCGCCAUCUGCCCCUGCGUCGUUGGAUUCUGCGGCAAAUUCAGCCGGCGAGGAGACCAACAUCGCGAACGGAAAAACUCAGUCCACCACAGUCGCAACUGUGCUGCCACAGGGCAAAAUUUUAUCUGGUAUGUCACCCAGCCUCCGCUUAGUUUGUUGUUUCCUGCUUCCUCCGGGUCGUCUUGUCUUUUGA
Messenger RNA from Dibothriocephalus latus, 207 nucleotides. The record is from the annotation of a GenBank genome assembly. NCBI's taxonomy places the organism in Eukaryota, Metazoa, Platyhelminthes, Cestoda, Diphyllobothriidea, Diphyllobothriidae.